This is a messenger RNA of Fusarium coffeatum, 390 nucleotides long. RefSeq lists its product as uncharacterized. NCBI's taxonomy places the organism in Eukaryota, Fungi, Ascomycota, Sordariomycetes, Hypocreales, Nectriaceae. The transcript is spliced from 2 exons. Bases 1 to 390 code for a protein of 129 amino acids. The record is from RefSeq and is a predicted model, not a curated record.
AUGAAGUUCUCUCAGAUCGUCGCUGCCUUUGCUUCGGCCACCAGCAUUUCUGCCUUUCCUCUAUUAUCUUUGUAUAAGAGAGAACUUGGAGGUGUCUUGCUAUGCACAGGUGCCAACUCAACAGGUACAUGCACCCACGAAGUAUAUGAGUUCGAUGUAUGCCAUCAGCUCAAAGCGCCUUUCUACCAUAACACGAGCACAUUUUCGCCAGACGGAGAGGACUUCUUCUGCUACCCUCGCACGGUCGAUUGCGACGGCAUCUGCAAGAGCCCUACAGGGUGUACAUUCGGUCCAGUCGACUACGAGUAUGAAAACAAGGCUAACUUGACUGCUAUUGAGUGGAACACCCUUAUCAGCAGUUUCAGGUGCAAGCGCAAGGACAAGUCAUGA